Molecule: messenger RNA, 3030 nt
Organism: Stylonychia lemnae
Lineage: Eukaryota; Ciliophora; Spirotrichea; Sporadotrichida; Oxytrichidae
Source: the annotation of a GenBank genome assembly
AUGGAAACUCCUAAGAAUAGCACUGUUGAUGAAAUUCAGAUAGAACUUGACGUUCAGAAGUACAGCAAGUACUACAACAUGUUCUUCGGGUCAGGGAUCGCAUCCCUUGCUGCUCUAUUUGCUCUAUUUUUCUAUAUUGGUAACAAACGCUAUCAAAGAUUCAAUCCAAUUGGAAUCAUGUUCAAUUAGAUUGUGGUUUAAAUAGCUCUCUCAUUUAGAUUGGACUAUGAUUUCAUAUCCUCAUAAAUUGAUGGUACCAAUCAAGCAGACUUUUAUUGUUCAUUUGAGGGUCUUUAUUACUAUGCAUUUCACUUUUUGGCAGUCUAUUUCACAUCAUUUGGCUUCUCUAUUGUUGUUUACUUCUAGGACCAAGGAAACUUUACUUCAGCGGCUAAUUUAAUGUGCUUUGUAGUAGAUGAUAACAGUAUGGGGUACUAUUUACUCUUCAAUGUCCCAAUUUUACUAUAUGUGGUUAUGUUUUUCUACACCUAUUGCAGAUUUGGCAGACCUAUAGUUAAAAGGCAAGAAGCUGCCUUGAAAGCUAGUAAUGGUGAUUAAGAGAGUCUUCUUUAGAAAGAAGAGACUAUAGGGGGCUUAUCUCCACACUUACAUUUAAAGUUAUAUCACAACAUCAAUCUAUAGGUACUCUAUUUCGUUUUGUGGUUUUUAUCAAUCAUCCCUAACUUCCUAAUUCUUGACCCAACUGGGUUAAAAUGGUAUUCUCUAUUUUCUUGCAUCCACCCUAUUGUCAUCUUUGCUGUGGUAAUGAGAGCUUUGGCAAUUGGUGCUUAAAAUCUAGAGAGAUAAGGAGUGAUUUCUUAAAAAGAGAAAAAAGAUAACUAGAACCAGUCAAAUGGAACUGAGAUGAGUGACUACUCCUCAUUGAGCGACAUUUCUUUCUCUAGCACAGCUCCACCUUAGUUUAACACUUAAUACAGAUAAGUCCCUUAGGAAGAAUUCAACUAAUAUGCAGACAUUAAUCCUAAAAUAGUAACCAAAGAGUAAAUUGAGAAUUUCAGAAUAAUCAUUAGAGAGAAUAUCUUAGAAAGUAUAGUAUGCGGAUUCUAGGCUAUUUAAGAUAGACCUAAGCCUAAAUAUUUAUAUGAUAAGCAACUAGGCUAUGGUGAAGCUCCUAUUGAUACUCAUAUGGGACUUGAAACUCAAAUGGAGAAGAAAGAGAAAGUAACUGGCAUUAGAUACAUCAUAAAACAUAUAAAAGAGUUCUUUGCUUUCAAUAGACAAGGAGCUGGAGCCUAGAUUAGUCCUAAGGAUCCAAACGCUGAGGCAUUAGUGAUUGAGGGUUAAGUAUUAGGCCAUCCAGAGAUAAUAAAGAGAUUCAAUGUCACAAUGAAGUCAGAUGAACUAAACAAGUGUAGCAAAACUGAAAAAGUCACUUAAGCAAUCAAUACAGUAGAGGAUUUCAAGUAUGACUUCAUUGAACUGGCUCCAGAAGUAUUUCAUGUCAUUAGAAAGAUCAAUAAUAUUGAUGAAACACUGAUAAAGAAAAUAUUCAGUUUAGAUAAUAUUCAUAACCUUAAGGUUGAUGUGUCCUAGACGAAAGGAGGAAUGUUCUACAUUUUCCCAUUAGAUGGUGGAAUUAUACUUAAAUCUAUUUCAAAGGCAUCUUACAAGCAGUUGUAGGAAUUUAUUCCAGACUAUUAUAAGCACACCCUAAUGAACCCUAACACUAAGAUCUCACCAAUCUUAGGAGUGUACAGCAUGAAGCUAAAUAGAAACAAUGAGUCAAUGACUAUUCAUUUCAUUCUUUAGAGAAGUAUCUAAGAUUUUUACUAUGAUAGUCUUGCCACUGAUGAUAUUAGUUUUGGGUUUGAUAUUAAAGGUCAGGUUUAAGGUAGAAAGCACUUGGAUAAUCCAAGAGACAUACUUAAUUUCUCUAUGGUACUUAUGGACAAAGAAAAAUACAAGUACAAACUGAAGGACUAGGACUUUUUACAAAGCUUCAAGAAAUUAGAUAUCACUCAGUAUCAAUCAGAGAAGAUCGUAGCUUAACUGGAGUCAGAUGUAGAACUACUUACUAGACAUUUCUUUAUGGAUUACUCACUCUAUCUUGUUGUUGUUAUCAAGCCAUUCAGAGAAGUAGACUUUUUGAAAUAGUAAAUACAUGGUCUGGAUAAACUGUAAAUAAGCUCUAAAGAGGAUAGUAAAUUGGCAAAGAAAUACAGAAAGCAUCUCUACAUCGGUGAAUCAGAUUCUAAUCUAUAUAAAAAGAAGGGUGAGGGUAAUCUCAUAUUGGUAAAGGAGAGAACUCAACUGAGAUCUAAAGCUUAUCAUGUUUGUGACUCUUAUGAUAUAGUCUCAGUCAAGCAAUAUGAACAUGACACUUUGAAUAGUGAAUCAACCAAACAUUCUAGGCAGGAUAUAUAAGAACAGCUGUAGAGCCAAAUAGGUUAAACUCAAGGCUUCAGAUCAAACUCAAUAAUCAACUUCAUCAGCACAGGAUUAUCAUACGAAUUCUCUCAAACAAAGAUAAGUGAUGAUUAGAGAAGCGUUAGAAAUUCUCAAAUCGCCAAGAAGAAAGCAGACUCAGAGCUUAAACUAAAGGAGGAAUUGGAGAAAAGCAAAAAGCCCAAUGACUUACUUUAAUAGCUAAACAUGUUCUAUAAUGAUGAUUCAACCAAAAAGGAAGAAUAAAAGCUAUCAACUCACAAUAAUCAUCUUGUGACAAUCAAGCAUGAAGAAAAACCUGUGAUAUGCUACGAAUGCAAAUAAAACAAGAUGAAUCACUUCGUUAGCGAGUGCAUUAACAACGACCUGGAAGAGGAAGAGGACUAGAUCAAGAACAGCAUCUUGAAAUUCUCAAAGAGAGAUGUGAUUGAGCAGUUCAUCUUCGACCCUCAACUUGGAAUCGUCAAGAGAGAGAUUCAUUAUGGUAUUAUCGACUAUCUCACUACAUACCAAAUGAAGAAAAGAUACGACGAGAUUAAUGGUAUUUUCCACUAGGCUAAUACUGUAAGACCCACCAUCUAUGGAGAGAGAUUCGUGAAAACAAUGAAAAAGAUAUUCUAGUGA